Messenger RNA from Salvia miltiorrhiza (redroot sage), 802 nucleotides. RefSeq lists its product as uncharacterized. NCBI's taxonomy places the organism in Eukaryota, Viridiplantae, Streptophyta, Magnoliopsida, Lamiales, Lamiaceae. Bases 19 to 615 code for a protein of 198 amino acids. The record is from RefSeq and is a predicted model, not a curated record. Gene Ontology annotation, biological process: proteolysis. Gene Ontology annotation, molecular function: cysteine-type peptidase activity. The transcript has 7 exons.
UUUGAUGACAUUCAUCAUAUGUGUGAAUUGGAGGCUCUCGCAGCAUCGUGCAUAUGUAUGUACAUGUGGUACUUAUACAAGGAAUAUGAGAAUUCAGGCAUUCUUGAUACAAUUCGAUUUGUUGAUCCAUAUGAUAUAUCACACAAUCCUAAUGUUGCCCAAGCUAAAAAAGCGAGUAUUGUAGGCCAGAGGUUGAUUGGUACCAAAACUGAUCAACUUGUUUUAUUGCCAUGUAACGUAGGUUGGCAUUGGGUCCUCAUGAUGGUCUAUCCCCAUAAGGAGACGGUAUAUGUGUUGGAUCCAUUGACUGACAGUUUUCAUGUUGAGGAGUGGAAGAGCAUUAUGACGACAGCCAUAAAAAUGUUCAACAUGAGCAUAGGAGUAAGGGGGAGUCAGAAUCUUUUGUGGGAAGUGAUCGAUAGUCCACAACAACCUGAUGGGAAACAGUGUGGAUUCUAUGUUAUGCGAUACAUGAGAGAUGUUAUUGAUAAUAUUGUAUCCGAUCACUCUCUCUCAAUAACUACACUGUUUGCAGGAGGAUGCUACUCCAAAAAGGAAAUUGAUGAAGUAAGGAUAGAGUGGGCAGAAUUUGUAUGUAAAAUCACAGAUGAGUGAUGAUGGAUGGUGUAACUUGCUUGGUUUGCAGUUAUGUUUCAAUUAGUAGGAUGAUGAUGUUUGGAUUCUAAUGUAAUGUAGGAUGAUGAUGUUUGGAUUCUAAUGUAAUGUAGGGAUGAUGAUGUUGGAUUCUAAUGUAAUGUAGGGAUGAUGAUGUUGGAUUAUAAUGUAUGAAUUUUAUUAUUAA